UUUCGACACUCUUUCAUUGAUCGACUCUAAUUUAUUUCUACGGAUGAAGAGUGUAUUUUGAUGGGAAUUUUAUCAAUUCAGGAUACAUUCAGUGUCAAUAAAUCAUAGGUUUUGAUUUUAUUUUUAUUUUUUAUUGAUGUCAUUAUUAAUUUUUGAUGAUUUUUUCUUGAUAAAAGUUUAUUAGUUUAAUAAAUAAUAUUUAAUUUUUUUUAAAAUACAAGAAUAUAAAAAAUAAUGGAAUCUUAGGUUCUACAUUGAUAGUUUUUGUCCACAUGACAGUUUUUUAUGGUCUUCAUGACUAAAUGCAUUGAUCACUAUCCAUUUAUUCCACAUUUGUUACGUGGGUUAGAAACCAUUUUCAUUAUUUGCUAUUUGGCAUUGUUAAUAGAGACUUGACUUGGAUGCAUUAAGGAUGCUCUAAAUAUUGCACUGUCGCCUUCAAUAUUUAGGCUCUUCGAAACAAGCACGAGUGGUCGAGAGGUCGACCUUGUUUUUGAAGUAGUAACCUAGGAGACGAGCGACCAUACUAAUUUAUUCGGUUGCAUGUUUAACGUUCUUGACGCAGGAAGAAAAAAUGAGGUCGGCAAUGGUGAUUUGGUGCAAAUUAGGUAAAAAAUUCUAAAAUUGGGGAAACUCUAUACUACCGACAAUUUCCUAUUUUUAUUUUGAAUUUUAUUUAUUUAUUUUCUUUUUUACAUGUUAAUUAUAUAGUGUUGUAUAGGGGUGCGGUUGCAUACAUCUGAUCUCCCUGAUCUCACACAAUGUAAAAGUCUUUGCAUACACUUUUCAUUUUGAGAUGUAUAUAAAAUUUUCAUACACUUUUUCUUUUUGGUAAAUUUUUUCUUUAAAAAUACUCAACUAGCCUUACUUUUUUUCACUUUUUAUCCUCUCUUUUCUACUUUUCACCUUCCUUUUUCUUUUUUAUAAUGUUCAUUGCCCUACUUUUUUCCCUUAAAUCUUGUGUCAUAACUUAACUUAUGGAUCUUUAAAAUACUUUUUAUCAAUUAUAUUUCUAUUUUAAGGUGAAUGUGAUAGUGAAAGGAGUAGGUUAUCGGUGGAUCAUCAUUGAUUUAAAUCAUUUUCAUCAAAUGAUUAACGAGAGUCAUUGCACUUUAUAAAAGGUGAUAAUUCUUGAUUUAAGAGUUAGUGAUCAAAUCACCCUUUUCUUCCCUCUUCACGAUUGAAUUAUUACAAAAUAAAAUAAGUUACAAAAGGUGACUUCGUACACGGAACAAUAUUUCCUAGUCGCCGCAUACCCCAUUUCCCGACGAUCGUUCAAACCCCACCCAACUCACAGUCACCGACGCGUCAGCCGUUUUUACUUUUUUUUUUUAAUUAUAAUCUAACACGGAGAAAGUUGUUGGGUUUCUGCGAGUUCUUUAUAAACAAAAAUGGAUUACGUAUUUCUUCUUCUCCCAUUCAGACAGAGCAGUUUCUUAAUACAAUAAAUAAACUUCAUCAAAAAAAAAUACAAUAAAUAAAUUUCGGAGUAUUGUUACUAUUUUGACUCGCCCAUUUCUUCGGAUUCAUUCCCGGGACACUGCCAUGAACGCGCUUGCAGCUACCAACCGUAACUUCCGCCAGGCCGCCCGCAUUCUUGGCCUGGACUCUAAAAUCGAGAAAAGCCUCCUCAUCCCCUUCAGAGAAAUCAAGGUGGAGUGCACAAUUCCGAAGGACGAUGGAACUCUGGUCUCUUACGUUGGGUUCAGGGUGCAGCAUGAUAAUGCUCGUGGGCCUAUGAAAGGAGGAAUCAGAUACCAUCCUGAGGUUGACCCUGAUGAAGUAAAUGCUCUUGCUCAACUGAUGACAUGGAAGAGUGCUGUAGCAGAUAUUCCUUAUGGUGGGGCUAAGGGUGGGAUUGGGUGUACCCCCAAGGAUUUAAGUAAGAGUGAGUUAGAACGCCUUACACGCAUCUUCACCCAAAAGAUUCAUGACCUAAUUGGAGUCAAUACUGAUGUCCCAGCCCCUGAUAUGGGCACUAAUGCAGACUAUGGCUUGGAUUUUGGAUGAGUAUUCAAAAUUUCAUGGACACUCACCUGCUAUUGUUACAGGAAAACCCAUUGAUCUUGGGGGCUCCCUAGGAAGGGAGGCUGCAACUGGACGCGGCGUGGUAUUUGCCACAGAAGCUUUACUUUCUGAGUAUGGAAAAUCAAUUAAGGAUUUGACCUUCGCAAUUCAGGGAUUUGGAAAUGUAGGAUCUUGGGCAUCAAAGCUAAUUCAUGAAAGAGGCGGUAAGGUUGUUGCAGUUAGUGACAUAACUGGAGCUGUCAAGAACCCCAACGGCAUCGAUAUACCUGCUCUCAUCAAUCAUAAAGAGACAACAGGAAUGCUGACUAAUUUCAGUGGUGGGGAUGCCAUGGACUCAAAUGAGUUGCUAACACAUGAAUGUGAUGUUCUUAUACCCUGUGCUCUGGGUGGAGUGCUUAACAGAGAAAAUGCCGGGAGUGUGAAGGCGAAGUUCAUUAUAGAAGCUGCUAACCACCCCACUGAUCCCGAAGCUGAUGAGAUAUUGUCUAAUAAAGGAAUAGUAAUUCUACCAGACAUAUAUGCAAAUUCUGGAGGUGUGACUGUGAGUUACUUCGAGUGGGUUCAGAAUAUUCAAGGGUUUAUGUGGGAUGAGGAGAAGGUGAAUAGGGAGCUAAAGAAGUACAUGUCAAAGGCAUUCCAAAACAUAAAGAGCAUGUGCCAGUCACAUGACUGCAACCUUAGGAUGGGUGCAUUCACUCUCGGAGUCAAUCGCGUUGCUCGUGCUACUGUCUUGAGAGGCUGGGAAGCUUAAAUCACUUCCUUACCCUUUUCUUCUGCAUAUUACUAUCAUACUUCAUUGAUAUAUAUUGUCAAAAAUUUAAACAAGCUGUGGAAAAGCCUAGAUAAUUUUCUUGUUGUUUUCGUUAUGUACGCAUGAAAUUUCACUGACAAAUUGGAGUAUACUACACAAUGUGUAUCUGACAUUCAUUUCAAAUACAUUGUAGACAGAUUAUUACACAUGGUUGGAGUUCUUCACCUACUAUUGUUCUUUUUCUGGG
Molecule: messenger RNA, 3026 nt
Organism: Cuscuta epithymum
Lineage: Eukaryota; Viridiplantae; Streptophyta; Magnoliopsida; Solanales; Convolvulaceae
Source: the annotation of a GenBank genome assembly